Molecule: messenger RNA, 1928 nt
Organism: Mercenaria mercenaria
Lineage: Eukaryota; Metazoa; Mollusca; Bivalvia; Venerida; Veneridae
Product: zinc finger protein 862-like
Exons: 4
Coding region: 884-1549 (221 amino acids)
Source: RefSeq, a predicted model, not a curated record
AUUUAAACAUCCAAGGUGUGAUUAACACUUAAUCACAUAGAUGAAAUGAUUUAUUAGUCUAAUAAUUGCAAUUGCAAUUACUUACUCUGAGAAGGAGAAAAAAGGUACAAAAACCAUAAGUGUACCUACAAAGGACUAAUUAAAUAUCAUUUUCCACUGAAUAGUUGUUUGUAACAGUUUUUACAAUACAACAGAGCAACAAUUUAAUAUAAUUGAAAGAUUUUAUCAAACAGACAGCUUGAAUGGAUGCAAUCAAGAAAUCUGCAAAAUAUAUUCAUUUCUUACAAAGGGAAUUAUUUAUGACAAAUUAAUUAUUGAUAUUUAUUUCUGUACAAAUUUACCAUAUAUGCUUCUAUAUUCGAAGACAUAUAUUUUAGAAUCAAUAUAUUUAGAUAUUUCUUUUCACUUGAUGGUAUAAAGAAAACUGCCUGAAAUAAUACUCAUAUCUUUUUUAUUUAACCAUGCUAUCUUAUAAUUAAAAUUUAAACUUGAAAAUUAAAAUAAUACAAUCUAUUGGCACUGCUUUCAACAAUUAUUAUCAUAAUUGCCCCUAAUUUGUCCAUUGUGUAUCUUUAAUAGUACUUAGUGCCUCCUUAGCGGUCUUUGCUAGGAAAACUGCCUGAAAUAAUUUACUCAUAUCUUUUUUAUUUUAACAUUUAUUUCUUAGAUUUUUCUUAAGGGUCUUUAUUGUACCCUAAGUCACCCCUUAGUGGUCCUUAGUGCUCACUUAGAGGUCCUUAGUGGUCCUUUGUGCCUCCUUAGCGGUCCUUAGUGGUCCUUAGUGGUAUAUUGCAGGACCCCUGCUAACAGGGGUAACAUUUCUGUGAAUUUUUCUCUGGUCAAGAACGUUCCGAGAGGAGAUGCUUUUCAUAUUUCCAGUGUAAUGCUUGAUGGAUUAUCAAACUUGUGUGACGACUAUUGUAAAAAACUAGUUGCAGUCGGUUGUGAUGGAGCUAGUGUUAUGCUUGGUAAAAACACUGGUGCAGUACAACGUAUCCGCAAACACACAGAUAGACCAUGGUUAUUGGGAGUACACUGCUCGGGUCACAAGCUUGAAUUGGCAUACAAAAAUAUGGUUAAAUCAAAAAUUUCACUCUAUGAUAAAGUUGAAAACUUUCUACUGUCUGUUUAUUAUUUCUACAGAAAUAGUAAUUUGAAUCGUGCCAUGUUGAAAGAGUCAUUCAAAUCCUUGGGAAUUAAUGUAGUAUUGCCUACACGAGUGGGAGGGACAAGAUGGAUAAGUCAUUUGAAGCUUGCUGUUGGGUGUUACUUGAAAGGGUAUAAAGCAAUAUCCCAGCAUUUAUCUCAGCUUCAAAAUCCAGAUGAUCGUGUAUAUGCAACUGAAAAGGGGAACAAAGCGAAGGCUUUGUCGAAAACUGUGUUUGCGCGAGAUGCAUGGCACAUGAUGCAUUUCCUCCUUGAUUGUUUAGAAAUUCUUGUGAUUGUGAGCAAGAAAUUUCAAGAAAGGACUGCAACCGUGUCAGAGAUACUUCAUGACAUUGAAAGUUCUGAAAAGCAACUAGAAAAACUUAAAACAAGAUUACGGUGACAGUAAAGUUGCAGAACUGGUAGAUUACUUCACUCCAGCCUUAAAAGCUGCUGGUGUUGCCCCAGAGAAAUGUGAACUUGAAUGGACAAAACUCAAGAUGUUUAUGUUUACCAGAUUUAAGAAGCCAAACUCAGCCACAUGGAGAGAAGUAAAUGAUAAGCUAGGACAGAUUUGCCCUAAUUUCCUAGCACUUGUGGAUCUGAUUUUAUCCAUUCCAGCAUCAUCAGCAGAUGCCGAAAGGGGUUUCAACAGGCUUAAAAUUACAAAAAGUGACUGGAGAAGUUGUUUGUCAGAUAGCCAUCUUUCUGACCAACUAAUGAUUAUGUUGGAAUCACCAGAUGUUAAAGAUUUUGAUCCAUUAGCAGCUAUACAUAUCUGG